Molecule: messenger RNA, 441 nt
Organism: Plasmodium vivax (malaria parasite P. vivax)
Lineage: Eukaryota; Apicomplexa; Aconoidasida; Haemosporida; Plasmodiidae
Product: ubiquitin-conjugating enzyme E2, putative
Exons: 3
Coding region: 1-441 (146 amino acids)
Source: RefSeq, a predicted model, not a curated record
AUGAGCAACGAGGGUGGGAAGAAGUUGAAGCCCUUCGAGUUAGUGCUCCAGAAAGAACUGCUGGACCUGGACCCCAUUGACGGCGUGCAGCUGCACCAAGUUGACGAACACAGUUUGAAGGAAAUCGCCUUAUCGGUGACGCCCAAGGAGAGUUACUUCAGAGGGAAGACGGUCAGCUUCGUCAUCCUGUUCAAGGACACCUACCCCAUCGCGCCGCCCAAAAUAACAUGCCAGAGCAAGAUAUUCCACCCCAACAUUGACGAGCGAGGGAACGUCUGCUUGAACGUCCUAAAGCUCGAUUGGAACCCCAUCAUCAAUUUGCAGAUGCUGAUUCUGGGCCUGCUGCUCCUGCUGAAUGUACAGAUGAACCAUGUGGUGAACCCCAUUGAGGGGGACACCCAGGAGUUCUGCCCCCAUAAGAGAGAAGCGCAUCUGAUUUGA